Pyricularia grisea is the source of this 2806-nucleotide messenger RNA. RefSeq lists its product as uncharacterized. The transcript has 2 exons. NCBI's taxonomy places the organism in Eukaryota, Fungi, Ascomycota, Sordariomycetes, Magnaporthales, Pyriculariaceae. The record is from RefSeq and is a predicted model, not a curated record. Gene Ontology annotation, biological process: cellular response to oxidative stress. The coding region runs from base 200 to 1042 and encodes 280 amino acids. Gene Ontology annotation, molecular function: glutathione disulfide oxidoreductase activity. Gene Ontology annotation, cellular component: Golgi lumen; cis-Golgi network; cytoplasm.
CCUUCCUCUUCAAUCUUGAUUCUCAAUCAGUACAUGGUAUUUUGGCCGCAAACUUUAUUGUGCAGAUGCUACAGUCGGUCUUAUUGAUAUAAUUCCCUAGCAAUUAACUGCCUUUUUAUAUCGAAAAAGGAGUCCGGUUCCCGAUUGCUUCGUCACUGAUACACAGCUGACGUCGACUUGGCCUGUCGCUGCAAUCAGCAUGCCGUCCCCACGGCGUUUGCGUCUCCUGUGCAUCGUCGCCAUUGCCGUUCUUUUCACUCUGCUCUUCACAUCCCGCCUCCGCCAGGCUAGCGAUACCGAUGCCAACUCUAUUCAAGGGUUGUACCAUAAGACUAGGACCGCCAUCGACAGAGCCCGCGCUGAUGGGCAAGCCGCCUUGCAGAGGUCCAAAACUGGAGCAGACAAGGGUCAUCUAGCUUUGGACAAGGAUGCCGAUGGCGAUAUUGAUCAAGACGACGAGGUUUUUGCCCAAGAAAUGUCAGACCGCCUGAGGGCCGCCGAGCAAAAAGCCAAAGAUUUAGCAAACUCCAAGUCGCCCAAUAAGCCAGAUGCACCCAGAAACAUUGUCGGUGUCGGCAGCUCAGCAGGUGGCCAGACUGCAAAGAAGAAGACAACCAAGCCGGCACUGGCCGAGGUGGAAGCAGACGAGAAGCCAAUGGUGGGGACGAGCGAGGACGAGGAGGUCAAGGCAGAGCUCGACAUGAUACUUCGGAAAUCUCCAGUUGUGAUCUUUUCGAAAUCGUACUGUCCGUACUCCAAGCGAGCGAAGGGCAUACUGCUGGAAAAGUACAGAAUAGAGCCAGCCCCUUACGUCGUCGAGUUGGACCAGCACCCUCUCGGUCCACAGAUACAGCAGAAGCUGGGUGACAUGACCAAAAGGAAAACCGUGCCCAAUAUCCUCGUCAACGGGAAGUCCAUCGGCGGUGGCGAUGAAAUUACCGAGCUCGACGCAACCCAGAAGCUUAUCACGACUGUUAACCUUUACGGCGAUAAGCACAUUAAAGUGAAAGAGCGCUUUCCUAAAAAUGAGGCUGCGGCAUGAUUUAGCAUGUUGCUUAAUUCGAUCCGCCUUCCAACCCUUGCUUCCUCGUGGGAAUGACAGCUGUAACUGGGGCCAAAUUAGGGGCUUUACCAGCAUACCUGCUGUAGGCAAAUACGUGUCUAUUACACGGUGAUGCGGCCACUUCUAGCAGGUCAACGAAUGGAAUUUUAACCGGCAUUGUGUGUGAGCUCUUCGAGAGCUCUGGAUUAACGAGUAGAUUGUCAUGACAUUCGGCUCUUGACCGAAUCGUGGCUAUCUGGUACUCGGAUGCAUCGGCCGACCAGGACCUCGGGACUCAAACAAGUUACGGGCCUACCAUAAUGACAUCGAACUGUUCCCCCCUCCCCCACAAGAGGUCAAUCCCUCUUUCCAUCUCAAAUCAACUACCGUCAGCAUUUCGCCAUUCACAUGAAUCACUUGGACAUGGGCAGUCACUAGGGGCCGACAUUUGGUGUGGUGCCCACCGGCUGGCCAUCAAGGUGUCACAUGGCUCCUCUUUUGCCUCAUGCAGCUCUCAAUCUUCUCAAGCAGCAGCAUCAGUGAAUAGACUGCCCACUUCUCCUUUGCUGUAUAAAAGGGACAGUUGGCGCAUGUUCGCGUCCUGGUUUGUUGAUGUUGACUUGCUCUGCUUCUCAAUCAUUAUUAUUGUUUUUGUUUUGGUUUGGACGCCAAUAAUCCAUAUUGCUCAUCCUUAGCUUCAACAUCCUCACGCUCAAACAACACCAUGGACCUCGAAACCUUGCUCAUCGUCGCCGAGGAAGCUGAGCUCCCAGCUCUCUCGGCCCUUAUGCGCACAAAUAGUCGAGUUUAUGCUGGCAUUAUCGAAUACGAGCAAUCAAUUUGCAAGACUCGCAUGCAAAGAUACAUGCUUCCUCCUAGCUGCGACGUCAUGUCUACUCGAACACCUGAGCGAGAGGUUUACCCACGCUUCUCUCUAGAUAGCAUCGGUGAACUUGAGCGCAGGCAAAAGCGGAUUGCCUGCAUAGUCAACGACAAUAUCCUCUCGGCCAACAACACCAUCUCAGAAGAGUGUCGCUCGCGUUAUGUAUCUGGGUUGGAGCGCGCGCUGCACAUCUGCGAUCAUAUACUUGAUUUGGGCAACCAAGAUAGUGAACGCAAAGCUCAAGUCGAGUACAUCGAGUCGUUAUCCAUCGUUGAUUUGGCAUUCCUGUUCGAGGCAGCUUGGAUGGGAUCCGUCGGAUGGGCCCGGACUCGGGGCGCUGACACCACCACGGAUCCGGACUACCUGCACAAGAUGCUAGCUUUUGAAGACCUCGUUCUAAGGCAAGGCUCGAUGUUCCUGUGGGGCUUGACACAGGGAUCGGAUAAGUUCUGCAAAUACUCAACACGACAGAUUGAGAACGUGGCCGCAGAGAUACACGAUUGGGAGUUCAACAACGGCCCCAAGCUGCCAUCGCUUCGCCUGGCUGUCAUUUACACAUUUAUCGAGAAGAAAAAGUGCACGUUUGUCAACUUCACCCAACAUAUGGCCGCCAUCGUCGAGAGGGAAAUCAAAGGCCCGCUGCCGCCAGCAGGCAAAGAUGUUACCAAGGACAAUCACCAACAACCCUGAUUGUCUCUGGGUUGAUGAGAGUUUGCUUAGCUGGCGCUGAAUUGUCCUGAAGCUCUUGUGCAUUCACGAAAAAUGCACGAUUCGUCUUUUUUUUUUUUUUUUUUUUUUUUUUUUUUCCUUGGCUCGAAGAUGCAGCAUCUGUUAGUAUGAAUCACUGUGACAUUGAAAAGCGGGCUGGGAAUCUGCGCUCC